AUGGAAAAAAUUAAGGACUACAUAGAAAACGGUGAUCUCGACCUUGCAAGAAAAAUGAUAGAGUCCUUAGAGAAUAAACUAGCCGAAGAAUCAUCUUCUCAUACGCGUGAGAUUUUAAAAUCUCAGAUUUUAAAUCUUAAGAGAUUGUAUUCCUCAAAGUUAGAAAUAAGUCUUCACAGUACAAAGUAUUCUAGACAAAAAAGCCAACUAAAGCUCGAUAUGAAGAGUGAUUUUAGUGGAAACUACGACAAACUAAUUUCAAAAUGCAUCAAUUAUCAAUAUUUUACAGACAUUCAAUGUAAGAACAUUGAUUUAAUAGAUUGCAAUGAAAUAAUGGUAAAAAUGAUUGAAUGCGAAGAAACUGUAUUCCUAAAAAACGUCAAAAACUCGGAAAUUACACUAAAAACAGGGCACUUAAGAGUAUCUAAUUGUGAAAAUCUUUGUUUGUAUGUCUAUUCAAAUUCCGGUAUAUUUAUUUUAGAUUCUAUAAAUAUCAAAAUAGAGCCUAUUUUGAAUUGUAAGCUGAAAGUUUUUGAUUUUAAUUCGCCUUUUUGUAGCAAAAAUUUUCAAAUAUUAAAUAAAUAA
Vittaforma corneae ATCC 50505 is the source of this 585-nucleotide messenger RNA. RefSeq lists its product as uncharacterized. Lineage: Eukaryota; Fungi; Microsporidia; Nosematidae. The coding region runs from base 1 to 585 and encodes 194 amino acids. The record is from RefSeq and is a predicted model, not a curated record. The transcript has a single exon.